This is a messenger RNA of Apis mellifera (honey bee), 3653 nucleotides long. Its product is annotated as breast cancer type 2 susceptibility protein. Gene Ontology annotation, biological process: double-strand break repair via homologous recombination; regulation of DNA-templated transcription. Bases 167 to 3553 code for a protein of 1128 amino acids. The transcript is spliced from 12 exons. Gene Ontology annotation, cellular component: nucleus. The record is from RefSeq and is a predicted model, not a curated record. Lineage: Eukaryota; Metazoa; Arthropoda; Insecta; Hymenoptera; Apidae.
UUAAAUGACAAAUAUCUCAUAGUUACUCUUAGUCUUUAAAGUAUAGUAGUGAAAUGUAUUUUAAUAUCAUUAGUUGAAAUGUAAAACAAAUAAUUUUUAUUUUCAAUAUUGUUAAAAUAUCAACGUAUCCAAUAAAUAUAUACGUAAUAAUAAAAGUUUAAUAGAUAUGAAUAAUAAUAAUAGAAAUGAUGGAUUAUUAUGUGGUUUCACUACAGCUAGUGGUAGCUCGAUUAAUAUAACCGAGAAAGCUUUAUUAAAAGCAAAAAAAUUUUUCAAUAAAGAACUUGAAGAAAUUGACAAUUAUGAAGAAACAUUCAAAAAUGAAAAUGAUAUUAAUGUAUCUAAUGUACAAUCAAAUGUUGGAUUUCAAACUGCAAAUGGUCGAAAUAUUAAUGUGACCAAUGAAGCAUUAUUAAAAGCCCAAAUAUUAUUUCAAGAAGAAAUUUUCGAAAAUCUUGAAAAUACUUUUACUUUUCCCAAAUCAUUACAGAAACGAAAAAUUAAAGAUUUAGAUGAAAAUAUACCUCUAAAUAAGCAAGUAAAAUCUAAUCAAUUUAAAAAAUUACGAUUUAGUAAUGAACUCCAAAAUUCGAAAGUUAUUUAUAAGAAUACAAUAAAUAUUGAAGAGGAAACUCAAAAUACAUCUUCAAAAAUAAUUUCAAAUUAUAAUAACAAUAAAUUAAUUGACAAUAUUGAUAUAAUUGAAUCAACAAGAAAAAAUAAUGAAAUAUUAAAUAAUUCUUUCAUUUCAAAUGAAAUUGCAGCUAGUGCAGUUGCACUUUUAGCUGAUGAAAAAGAUUUAGAUUUUUCAGAAGCAUGGAAAUCUCCUAAAGAAAUAAAAAAUAAUGAAAAAUUUAUAAAUGUUCCAUCUAGUCCUGUAAUAGGAGGACGAUUUAUUUCUAAAAAACGAAAAAAUACAAAUAAAAGAAAAAGUAUACAUAAAGUAGACAAAUCUAUUUAUAUAAAUGAUUUAGAAAAAUUAAAUGAUACUUGUACAAAUUUAAAUCAAUGUAUAAAUGAAGAAAAUAAAUAUUCAAUAGAAAACGAAAAAUUAAUAAAUAUAGAAAACAAAACUAAAUCUACAAUUAAUAUAUAUAUGAAUAAUGAUUUUGGUGAUACUCAAUUAAUGAUAGAUUUUAUAAAUCAAUCUGUAACUAUAUUAGAGAAACGUUUAGAAGCUGCUUCAAAACAAGAUAAUGAAAUUAGUUUAAAACAAAAAAAUAAACCUAAACCAACAAUCAGUAAAUUAUAUUUUCAUAGAAAAAAUAAUGCCAAAAAUCGUAUAUCUUGGAAACAACUUAGCAAAGGAAAAAAUCCUGUUCUAUGUACACAUGAAGAGCUUAAUAAAAAAAAAUUGCCACUUGAAAUUUUGGACAUAACAUCUAAUAAUGCAUUAAUGUAUAAAUUUCGAUGUAUAGAUUUUUAUGGGGAAAAUAUUGUACAAAAUAAUAUUGAUGGUAUAAAAUUGGAAGAUGGAGCAUAUUUGAUUUUGGAUGAAAAUGGUAAUGCAGGAAUAACAGAAAUUAAAAGAUGUUUUUUGGCAUGUCCAGGUGUAGAUCCUAAUUUACUUUCAUCUGGAUGGGUAGAAAAUCAUUAUAAAUGGAUUGUAUGGAAAUUAGCAUCAAUAGAUAGGAUAAAAUUGGGUUCUGUUAUGUUACCAAAAAUGUUAACUCCUACUAGAGUGGUAAUGGAAUUAAAAUAUCGCUAUGAUAGAGAAAUUGAUAGAUCUGAAAGAUCAGCUUUAAGAAAAAUUUUGGAAAAAGAUGAUGUUGCAACAAAACGAAUGGUUCUAUGUGUGUCAUCUAUUAUUGAGUAUGAUGAUUCUGCUACAAAUAAAAGCCCUAAUCAAUAUAAAAUGUUAUCCAAAAAAUUGAUAUUAACAGAUGGAUGGUAUAGCAUUCAAGCUUCAAUUGAUGAAGCAAUGAUUAAAUAUAUAAUAUCUGGUAAAAUAAAAGAAGGAACAAAAUUAUUAACAUACGGAUCCGAAUUGUUAAACUGUGCUCAAGGAUGUCCACCUUUAGAAAUUCCAGAAAAUGUAUGUUUAAAACUUCAUACAAAUUCAACAAGAAGAGCAAGAUGGGAUGUGAAAUUGGGAUAUAUGAUAUCCCAAGGACCAAUAUGCAUUAAAUUAAAAUCGAUUUUUCCAAAUGGCGGUUUAAUUGGAAAAAUUAAAGUUAUAAUUGCAAGAGUAUAUCCAAUGUUAUAUCAUGAGAAAACUUCAACUGGAGAAUCUAUUUUUCGAAAUAUUAGAUGCGAAGAAAAAGCUAAUAUUAUCUAUGAAAAAAAAUGUCGUUCAAUGAUAGAAACAUUCUAUGCUAAAGCAGAAAAAUAUUUUUAUACCGGAAAAAAUAAAAAUGAUUUAAAUACGGAUAGUAUUGAUUUAGCAACAAUUGAAUGGAAUGAAAAUUGUGAUGGAUUAUCUAAAAAGGAAUUUCUUUCAGAACAAGAAAUUGACCAAAUAAAAAAUGAUUGUCGUAUGAAAGAAGAAAAAUUUAAACAAGAACUAGAAUCUAGAUUACAGGAAAGUUUACCUCCGCCACGACAAGUUACACCUGUUUUGAAAAUUCGCGUGAUUGAAGAAGAAACAAGUGCUAUUCUUUCAGUUUGGUCUCCUAGUGAAGAGGUUUUAGAUAUUCUAAAAGAAGGAAAUUAUGUAUCAGUUUCUACUGUUAUGCCUUCAGCAAAAAGAGGUAAUGAGUUGCAACUAACUACAAAUCGAAAUACAUUAUUCUGCCGAAUAAAUGAUAUCAAUAUAAAUUUUUCUCAAAGAAUAUAUACAGCAUUAUAUGAUAUAAAUAAGCCAAUUUUUACUCCAGCUUAUGGAGAAUUUGAUACAGUAGGAAUUGUUACUUCUAUUGGAAAUGAACCUUAUGGUAUGAAAAAUUUUCAAGCUGUAUAUUUGGCAUAUCCACAUAUGGAUUCUCAAUCUUCAUAUUUAUCAAUAUUGUUUUGGCAUGGAAUAUUUUUUUAUGGAUAUACAGAAAUAUUGACUGUAGGAUCUUUUGUUGCCUGUAGUAAUUUAGAAUGGCGUCGUGCUACGACAUGGGAUAUACCAAUGGCAUAUUGUACAGAACGAAGUACUUUCACGCGCAAUCCUCGACACAGUCAUCUUCAAAAACCUUUUGAAAAUUUAAAACACUUAAUAAAGGAUGCCAAUAUGUAUAUAAAUAGUUGUGCAAAAGAAAUUUCAGAGAAGAUACAAAAAAAACCAAUGACAAGAAUUUCAGAUAAAUUUAUACUGGAUGCAAAUAACCUUGAAAAAAUUGCACCAGGAGAAAAUAUUAAUUCUAAUAAACAAUUUAAUGAUCAUGCUUGUCAAGAAUUUCUAAAAAGAAAUUUAUUGAACGAUCAACCAGCAAAAUCUGUCGCUAUACAAAAAAGACUUGAAAAAUUACAACAUUAUGGUGAACCAUGUAGUCUAUCUCCAAUUAUACUUAAUAAUAGCUCCAAACGAGUAUCAUUAGAAUUCAAAUCUCCUAUGCGACCUGGAAAUGAAAAAUCUACAAAAGCUCAUAUAUCAUUAAAUGCUAAAUUUGAGCAAAAUUCCAGAUGAUAUUGUAUAUUUUAAAUUUAAUUAUAUUUAAAUAUAUAUUAAUUAUGUACAGUAUAUUUUAGAAUAAAUUGUUAAAAUUUUUAAAAAUAUAUAUACUCUA